Molecule: messenger RNA, 1497 nt
Organism: Laetiporus sulphureus 93-53
Lineage: Eukaryota; Fungi; Basidiomycota; Agaricomycetes; Polyporales; Laetiporaceae
Product: ArfGap-domain-containing protein
Exons: 6
Coding region: 52-1497 (481 amino acids)
Biological process (GO): COPI coating of Golgi vesicle
Molecular function (GO): GTPase activator activity
Source: RefSeq, a predicted model, not a curated record
ACACGUCCCCCGAUCUUAGCGGUUGACUCUACACACCGUGUGUCCUGCACGAUGGCGGACCCGACAAAGUCAGAGACAGAGCAAGUCUUCAAAGUGCUGAAGGGGCAGAAAGGAAACAAGAUGUGUUUCGACUGUCAUGCCCGCAAUCCGACAUGGGCGAGCGUGACUUUCGGCAUCUACAUCUGUCUCGAAUGCUCGAGCAUUCACAGAAACAUGGGUGUGCACAUCAGCUUCGUCCGAUCGACGAAUCUAGACAGUUGGCAGUGGAAUCAACUGAGAACAAUGAAGGUCGGAGGAAAUGCAUCUGCCACGGAAUUCUUCUCCAAACACGGUGGCGCCACGCUGCUCAACGAUUCUGAUACCAAAAAGAAAUAUUCCAGUCGAGUCGCCGAGCUGUACAAGGAGGAGCUGACGAAACGCGUCAGGGAGGACGCCGCCAAAUUCCCUGAUAAGGUCGUCGUGGACGGAGUUGCUGAAACGGCCGCAACACCAACUGCACAGGAUGGCGCCGAUGACGACUUCUUCUCAUCCUGGAACAAACCCGCUACCCCAAAGUCACCUUCCUUCACCUCCUCGAAGCCCACAACGCCACCCGUGAUCGGUCGGGCAUCGAGCACACCGCCGCUCUCUGAGAACGCACCAGUCUCGCCGCGGACUAUCAGCUCAUCCUCACUCCGCUCCGCGUCCUCGACUAGUACAGCGUCCCGACCGGUCUCUAAGCUCGGUGCCUCGCGGCUGACGUCCUCCUCCACGGUGGUGACCAUGACCAGCACCACCUCCGCGCCGAAGAAGUCGAAGCUCGGCGGGCUCGGCGCAAAGAAAGCUGCCCCGCUGGACUUUGCGGAGGCCGAGAAGCGCGCAACGGAGGAAGCGGAGCGGAUCAAGCAGCUGGGCUAUGAUCGCGAGAGGGAGAAGACGGAGGAGGAGGAGCGGGUGCGAAAGGAGGCGGAGGUGUCUGUUGCGAGUGUGAAGGCGAAAGCUACUGCGAAAGUUGUACCUGCAUCGCCGGCGGAGCUCCAGCCGAAGGGCAGCGCGCACGAUAUGGAGAGGUUGGGCAUGGGCAUGAAGAGGCUCGGGUUCGGCGCUGUCCCCGCGGUGGCUACCUCAGCAAAAUCAAGUGCGGCUGCCGAGGAGGACGCGCCGACGUACGCGCGCGAGAAGUUCGGCAAGCAGAAGGCGAUUUCGUCGGACAUGUAUUUCGGGCGGAACGCGUACGACCCCGCCGCGGUCACCGAAGCGCAGACGCGGUUGCAGUCCUUCCAGGGCGCCUCAUCCAUCUCGUCGAACCAGUACUUCGGGCGUGAGGAGGAGGAAGAGCUUGGCCCCGCAGCGGACGGAGGAUUGCUGGGCGAUGGCACGCUGUCCGGCCUGGAGGUGGCGGCGAAGGACGCGAUUCAGAGGGUGCUUGCGAACCCAGAUGUGCAGAAUGUCGGAGAGAGCAUCAGGACGGGUGCCCUUAAGCUCUCGGACUAUUUGGCGCAGAUAUCCGAGCGGUAG